Messenger RNA from Paraphaeosphaeria sporulosa, 831 nucleotides. RefSeq lists its product as uncharacterized. The transcript is spliced from 2 exons. The record is from RefSeq and is a predicted model, not a curated record. Bases 64 to 627 code for a protein of 187 amino acids. NCBI's taxonomy places the organism in Eukaryota, Fungi, Ascomycota, Dothideomycetes, Pleosporales, Didymosphaeriaceae.
CUCUCAUCAUACGACUUCUAAUCAUAAUCUAAUAACCAACAACACCUUCACUCCAUCAUCAACAUGCAGUUCACCACCGCUUUCAUCGCCUCAGCUGCCGCUCUGACGGCUUCUGCCCUUCCUCAGACGACUCCCAUCGCUACGGGCCAGGGUUUCGGUGUAAUAACUAUCCGCUCCGGCUCUGAGAUCCAGAACAGCGGUGUACAAGCCGCUCGCUCUAGUCUUCUCGUCAACGCAAAGUCGCAGAACGCAUCUUGCGACGCCGAGUCCAACUUCGCUACCUUCUACAUCAACGAGGAGAAGGAGCUCCACCUCUGGGAGAGCAAGACCUCUUACAGGCCCCAGACCGUCUUUGUUGACCGCUCCGGCAUGGGCCAAGGUCUCAUUGGAUACACCACCGGAGUCCAGCCUCUCCCCAGGAAUGGAGAGAACAAGGGCUGGGAAAUCGUCAACGGCGAGCUCAAAUUCAAGGGUACGGGGCUCCAAGCGUGCCCCGGCUCUAUCGACGGAGCGUGGAGCUUGUGGCUUCAGGGCCUCGACAAGCCUGGAUGGAACGAGAACUGCACAAGUGUGAUUGCAUCUGCCAUCAAGACCGAUAGCCCCAUCGGCUGCUGGUACACUGAGUAAAGGAGAGCUCAUAUCUCUAGGGUCUCAUCGCAUUAGCGGACUAUAAUACCCGCAUUGGAUUCUGUACAUACAUAGCAUGGCAUCGGCGUAUUUUGAAUCAUAAUGAAGAGUCAAACAUCACUUGUAAAUAUUUUACAGCAUUCGCAGUUCCGCAUGUUCAGUGCGUUUAUUGCAUUUGUUACAUAUAUUUAACUGUACCUGUGC